Molecule: messenger RNA, 1152 nt
Organism: Diversispora eburnea
Lineage: Eukaryota; Fungi; Glomeromycota; Glomeromycetes; Diversisporales; Diversisporaceae
Source: the annotation of a GenBank genome assembly
AUGGUAAUUAAAGACGACACAUCCGAUGAUACGGUUUCGGAUACUUCAGACUUCAAUAAUGUACGAUAUAUUGAUGAGCCUGAACCUUCUAUGAGUAUUCCCCUCAAAAGGCAAAGACAUCGACGUAUUUCUUCUCAAACGCCUACACAGACAAUAUAUAUUGACGAUGAACAACCAAAUCGAUCUGAACAAGAACGACAUAAUUCUUGGCGGAGAACUCCUCAAUUUCUAUACAUGCUUUAUCCUGAUAAUAAUUCUUCUACAAAUUUGUCCAUAUACACCACCACCACCGGUCAACUAACUUUUGAAAGAGGUCAUUCUGGUCAUUCUCAUUUCAAUGAAAUGUGUAAUCAUAUUAUCUCUAAAAUCCGAUCUACUUUUGAUGCAAAUCCUCCGUUAUUAGAUUCAUCAUCAUCAUUAAUACAUGAAAUUCCAACAAGCUGGCUGGAAGAAUUAUACAAAAUUUUACCAUCUAUUAUUGAAAAAAUAUUAAAAGAUAAAUAUUUUACUUACAUUUAUGAUAUUGCCACGCGAGCAGCUAAAGAAGUUAUAAAGGAAUUCGUUAAAUCUGACCCCAAGAAUCGAGCAGAUUUUGCGUUACAUUCCGGGGGUGCAAGAGUUGUACCAUAUUUAACCACUUCACAAUUUACUGAAAAUCCAAAAGGAUUAUUAAAGAGAAAACUCGCGAUGUUAUUUGGUUUUGGAAUAACUCAAUUAAAACAACCCGAAAUUGUAAUUUCUUCUGAUAAUAACGUUGGUAAUUGUUAUUGCUUUGGAGGUUCAUCUGGACAGAUAGCGAUUGAUUUAAGUCGAUCCAUUGAAAUUUCAUCAAUAACUUAUGUUCAUUUGGAUCCAAAUCUGGCUUUAGAAAAGAAAGACCUGAAAAGUGCACCGAAAGAUUUCGAAAUUUUAGUGAUUAACGAGAGGAAUCAGACCGAAAUCAAUAACACAAAAACAAUUUGUUUAGGAAAGUUUACGUACAAAUUGAAUAAAUCGAGCGCACAAAACUUUGAAAUUAAUUAUAAUCAAAGUGAAACAAUUCCAAUAGCGAAGAGAGUUAUAUUUAAGGUGCAGAACAAUUGGGGUGAAAAGAAUUACACAUGCAUGUAUCAAAUUCAAGUGCAUGGAAAGGUUGUAACCAAUAAAGAUUAA